Molecule: messenger RNA, 5366 nt
Organism: Cyclopterus lumpus (lumpfish)
Lineage: Eukaryota; Metazoa; Chordata; Actinopteri; Perciformes; Cyclopteridae
Gene: lrp12
Product: low density lipoprotein receptor-related protein 12
Exons: 11
Coding region: 150-2720 (856 amino acids)
Cellular component (GO): plasma membrane
Molecular function (GO): protein binding; low-density lipoprotein particle receptor activity
Source: RefSeq, a predicted model, not a curated record
AGAUAGACAGACAGACAGGGUUAGGGUAGACAGACAGACAGGGUCAGGGUAGACAGACAGGGUUAGAGUAGACAGACAGGGUCAGGGUAGACAGACAGGUUGUGUUUUCUGACAUGAAGUCAGUGACCCUCCUCAUCUAAAGGGUUAUUAUGGCCCUCAGAACAGGCUGCAGGCGCAUCCCGCCAGUGGUCUACCUGCUUGUACUGUCAGGAUGCAUUUCUGCAUCUCAGAGAAAUGACAAUGUCUAUGUGUCAGGGAUUUCUAACGCCUGUGGUGAUGUGGCAGAGCUCCUGCGGGCGUCCAACGGCGUCAUCACCAGCCCCGGUUGGCCCUUUCAGUAUCCGGCCAGACUGAACUGCAGCUGGAAUAUCAGAGCACGACCCGGAGACACCAUCACCAUCAGUUUCCAGGACUUUGACCUUCAGGGUUCCCAUCGUUGCUCCUCGGACUGGAUGUCCAUCAGCAGCUACAGGAGCCUGGAUGGGCUCCGGGUUUGUGGUUCCUCCUUGCCUCCACCUUAUAUCUCCUCCCAGGACCACGUCUGGAUCCACUUCCACUCUGACGAAAGUCUGACGGGAAAAGGCUUUAGGCUCUCCUACAUCACUGGUAAAGCAGAGGUCUCCAGCUGUGACGUGGACCAGUUCCACUGCUCUAAUGGGAAGUGCGUCCCAGAUUGGUGGCGCUGUAACUCCAUGGACGAGUGUGGAGACAAUUCUGAUGAGGAUCUGUGCGUUGAGUCUCCGUUCUCCUUCCAGCCCUGCAGUCUGAACCAGUUCCCCUGUCUGUCCCGCUACACCCGGAUCUACACCUGUCUGCCCCACAGCCUGAGGUGUGACGGCAGCAUCGACUGCCAGGACCUUGGGGAUGAGAUCGACUGUGACGUUCCCACUUGUGGAGAAUGGUUGAGGAACUUCUACGGCUCCUUCAGCUCUCCAAACUACCCAGACUUUUACCCUCCAGGAAGUAACUGCACCUGGCUGAUCGACACGGGAGACCAUAGGAAGGUCGUCCUGAGGUUUACUGACUUUAAACUGGACGGGACGGGUUACGGCGACUACGUGAAGGUGUAUGACGGCUUGGAGGAGAACCCUCGCCAUCUCCUCAGGGUGCUGACUGCCUUCGACUCCAGAGCGCCUGUCGCUGUGGUUUCAUCUUCCGGUCAGCUGCGAGUUCACUUCUACGCCGACAAGAUCAAUGCUGCCAGAGGCUUCAACGUCACCUACCAGGUGGACGGGUUCUGCCUGCCAUGGGAGGUUCCAUGUGGGGGUAACUGGGGCUGUUACACCGAACAGCAGCGCUGUGACGGGUACUGGCAUUGCCCCAACGGUCGUGAUGAGCUGAACUGUUCUACAUGUCAGGAGGAUGAGUUUCCCUGUUCCAGAAACGGAGCCUGUUACCCUCGAUCGGACCGCUGCAAUUAUCAGAACCGCUGCCCUAAUGGUUCUGACGAGAAGAACUGCUUCUUCUGCCAGCCCGGAAACUUCCACUGCAAGAACAACCGCUGUGUGUUUGAGUCGUGGGUGUGCGACGCUCAGGACGAUUGCGGCGACGGCAGCGACGAGGAGAGUUGUCCCGUCAUCGUUCCCACCCGAGUCAUUACUGCCGCCGUCAUUGGCAGCCUCAUCUGUGGCCUCCUAUUGGUCAUAGCCCUCGGCUGCACCUGCAAGCUCUACUCACUGCGCAUGUUUGAACGCAGGUCAUUUGAGACCCAGUUGUCCAGAGUGGAAGCAGAGUUGCUUCGGAGGGAAGCCCCCCCCUCAUAUGGUCAACUGAUCGCCCAGGGACUGAUCCCACCUGUGGAGGAUUUCCCAGUGUGCUCUGGGAGCCAGGCUUCCGUCCUGGAGAACCUCCGUCUGGCUGUGCGCUCUCAGCUCGGCUUCACCUCCCUGAGACUCCCUUCCUCGGGACGUCACAGCAACCUGUGGCGUCGUCUCUUCACCUUCUCGCGGUCGCGGCGGUCCGGUUCUUUGGCGCUUGUCUCUGCUGACCUGGAGGACAGCACCGGCACCGUGAGCUCAGACCUGCUGUCUCCGGACUCGGACGAUACGGACACAGGGGGCUUGGGCGCAGUGGGCGGGCCCGUCGCCCCCCUCCCGCAAAAGACACCUCCCUCCGCCGCCGUGGAGGCGGUAGUAUUUGUGACUUCCUCCGUGACCCCGACGCCCACCUGUGGGCAAGGUCGUGAUAGGCUCAGAGAGAACCCGCCCCCAUCAAGCCCUGCCCCCGUGGUAACUCCCAGUCCAGAUCCUGAACAACACAGCGACGCCUCAGAGUUCCAGGCUCCGCCCACCUCUGCCCUGCAGCGACUGGUCCAGAACUUGCAUCGCCUCGCCAGGAACUUGACCAGAACCAGCCUUAACUGGCAGGACCAGAACUGGACCAAUCACAGUCCACUUCACCAUCUGGAGACCGGUAUAAGUGGGUCCGAGGCAGUAGAGCAGCGAGACAACGGAGAAGAAGAAGAUGUGGAGCUCCUGAUCCCAGUCUCCGAUUUCGACUCCUCCUCUUUACUUGUCACCGACAUCCGGCAGCCGCUGCUAGAACCGUACCUUUCUUCUACCACAGGCCACGCCCCCCGCCACAAUAGUGGAAACAGAGGAGGGCGGGACGGCCCCUGUGAACACUGUGGGAUGGUCCACACGGCUCAGAUCCCAGACGCCUGUCUGGAGGCCACGGGCAAAACGGAGAGCAGCGACGACGAGCUGCUGCUGCUGUGCUAACGAGCUAACUGACUGGUACUACACAUACAGUUAGCUAACAAGAUAGCUAGCUGACUGGUACUACACAUACAGCAAGCGAACAUGCUAACUGACUGGUACUACACAUACAGUUAGCUAACAAGAUAGCUAACAGACUGAUACUACACAUACAGCAAGCUAACAUGCUAACUGACUGGUACUACACAUACAGUUAGCUAACAGACUGAUACUACACAUACAGUUAGCUAACAUGCUAACUGACUGGUACUACACAUACAGUUAGCUAACAAGAUAGCUAACAGACUGGUACUACACAUACAGUUAGCUAACAGGCUGCUGUGCUAACAUGCUAACUGACAGACUGCUACUACACAUUCUACCCUGAUACAACACCUACAGUUAGCUAAUAUACAGCAGAAAGAAAAUUCUGAAUAUUUGCUGGCGAUUUUUAGAAUAUUGGAAGAUUCGUGCUCCAUACAUUCCACCCAAAUGUAAAAUGCCACACCGUGAGUGUGCAAGACAAUACGAGGUCUCGUGGUCACUUCAUAAUGGUUAUGAUACAUCUCCGUGGACAAUACGAGGCCUCGUGGUCAUUUCAUAAUGGUUAUGAUACAUCUCCGUGGACAAUACGAGGCCUCAUGGUCUCUUCAUAAUGGUUAUGAUACAUCUCCAUGGACAAUACGAGGCCUCGUGGUCAUUUCAUAAUGGUUAUGAUACAUCUCCAUGGAUUUCUCAAUCAAAGACAGUGAGCUCAUAUAAAACACAGCACUGCAAAAUCCAAAAGUGUUGGAUGUGUUGCGGAUCAGCUCAUAGAGAUAAAUAUAGACAGAGAAAAUGGCAGUAUGAUUUAUUAGAAUACAUUAUUCACAUUUGUUCUGAUAAGACCCUAGUAAUGUUAAUACUGUAACACAUCUUCACUUCACAAGCUAGUAUCUCACACUGGACUGCAACUAGCCGACAAAGCGAACACUUUAGACUGGACUUCAAAUAGUAGCAUGCUAACAGAUUUGACUGGACUUCAGCUAGUAACAUGCUAACAGAUUUUACUGGAUUUAAGCUAGUAACAUGCUAACAUAUGUGACUGGACUUCAGUGACAUGCUAAUGCUUGAAACAUAACUCAAGCUAGCUAACUUUGACUCGACUAAACCUACACCUGUUAGCAUGUUAGUUUGAUUCAAUGUUAGCUCAGUGAUGUUAGAGAUGAACAGACCAAUCGGAGGCCGAGAGGAGAGAUGCCACUGAUUGGUUUCUUUUGCUGGUACAAUGAUGAACACUCUUCACUGACGUUCCUGCGGUCCGUCCGUGAACUCUUUUCUUCUCGCUGCAGGCGCACUUCCUGCUCAUUUGUCCGACUGUAAAUUGUGUCCUGACAGAACAAACUGAUGAGAACAUUAAGAUUAAAGUGCUCUGAUUCGGGGACCUAUUGCGACUCCUGGGACCCCAUCCCCCACCCCAAGGAAAUGAUGAGGGUCAUGUGACCAAUGGAGGUAGCCAACGAUUUCAGGCUAGUUGAACUGUAAAGCCAACACAGGUCUCUUCCACCGGGGUACCCUAUAGUCUACAAAGAGAUAAUUCUGGAUCUGUAGUGGUCUGUACAGACAACCUGGACCUCAACCAUCUGGAUCGGUCUGUGAAGACAACCUUCUGGAUCGUUCUGUACAGACAACCUUGUGGAUUGGUCUAAAGACAACCUUCUGGAUCGGUCUGGAAAGAGAAUGUUCUGGUUUUGAAAAGUUAAGAGUCACAUUUCCACUUAAAAUAUUCAACAUAAAUGACUUGGUUUCAUAUUGUGGCGAACCAGAACGGUACCAUCUAAGGGUUGGAGUUGAAGAACAGUUGAGAACUGAACAGGAACAGGCCUUUAGAACCACUCACGAGGCUUCAGAACCAGAAGGUCUCAUGUCUACAGAUGUAUAAAAGGACAUCAAAGUUGUGAGUUAUUAUUUUAAUUCAGAUUUUGUGACAUCAAGCUCCUCCUCAGACUGAAGCCAUUUAAACUGUAUUUAUGAUCUCUGGAACAGUUUUUAUUGUACUCAGAUCUCAGCUGACCUUGUGUGAGUGUAUAUUUAUUAUUAUUAUUAUUGAUAUUAUUAUUAUUGAUAUGAUGUUGGUUAUCGUUGUUGUGUUGAAGGAAUACUUCACAUAAAGGUUCCUGGAGUUCUUGCUCGUUUCCGCCAUUCUUCCUUGGAGAGACGUCUGUUUAUGAACAUAAACAUGCAUCAUGCAUCAUCUGAAGCUCUGAAGUUUGUUUGAAGAUGUUAGUAAAGUACUGAGGUCACAUGGACCGGCUUAAUAAUGGACCUCAUGAAGAUGUAGCUGUAAAAGUUAUGACGGCUUUUUAACAAACACAAAAUACUUAUUUUCUCUAUUUAUGUAUUUGUGCUCAUCCAGAGGUAACGAGUACUUCUUAAAGUACCUGCAGUACCUCGUGUUCUGGUUGAGGUAUGAGAGGAAAACAAAGAAGAACUCAAGGUAACCAAGUGAGAUAUAUAUAUAUAUAUAUAUAUAUAUAUAUAUAUAUAUAUAAUUCAUUGAUAGUGUGAAGUAUUACCUUCGUUGUGGUGGAGCUGUUUUUCUGACCUGCAUGAUUCAAGCUGUUUGGUGGUUGUUUUUAUUUGUGUCUGUAAACUGUUUAACUGCACUAAAUAUUAAAGGUUCACAUUUCA